AACCAUCAAUAUUUUAUUUUCACUUUCUUCUGCCAGUUUCAUGAUCUCAUACAAAAACCACCACCGCCCAGCUGCACACACACAAUCGUACCACCACCGUAAUCCGUCGUGACCAAAUGGACGUACUCUUCAAAUCAAUCGACGUUCGCGACCUUUUAUCCUCCCACGAUCUCGACGAAUCAUCACCUCUUUCCGCUCCAGACCUUCGUCUCUUAAUCGACCGUUUAAAUCUCCACUCUCUUCACAUCAAAUCAAAAGUCCAUUCCUACAUUCAAUCUCACCACCACCACUUCUUAUCCUUAUUCUCUCUCUGUUCCGACCACCUUAAAAACUCCGACCACCUGUCCCGACAACUCUCCGACCUUGUCAAUCUCUUGUCUUCCUCAAAUGGGUCGAAAUCAAUUGAUGUUGAGAUUAAAGAAACAGUAGAUGAGUUAAGGAUUAAAAAUGAGGAAUUGGGGGUUAAAAAUGAAAUCUUGAAGUUGGUUUCUUGGAUUGUGAAAGUGAAUGAUGAGUUGGGGAAUGUGGAUAAAGAUUUGGGUGUUGGAAAGUUUGUUGAUGCUGCGGUUAAAGUUAUCGACUUGAAGGCGGCAUUACGAGUGAGUGAUAAUGAUGAUGAUGAUGAUCAUGAGACUGAACCGGUUGUUUUCGGUUUGUUGAGGAAUAAAUGGAGAGACUGCUUUCAAAAGAUACAAGAGGUGUUAGUGAAGUUUAUUGAGAACGCAGUGAGAUUCGAUCACGAGACUAAUGUGGUUCAUGUGAAGAAUACUCUCAGUGUUAACGAUAUUCAAGGGGUUGAACUUUCUACUGUUUUGAAAGCAAUGGAUGUGGUUGGCAUUCUUGAUUAUGGGCUUGCUAAAGUAGCAGACUUGAUGACUAGAUAUGUUAUAUCCCCGGCAUUGCGAUCGGGUUAUCAUAGUUUUUCUGUAGAAGAACAAAAAGUAGAUUCAGGGGAAGUAGCUGAGGUAGUUUUGAGGAUAACUGCACCUUCUGCCCCUCAGAUAGGGAACAUGGAUGCUGAAAUUAUAUAUUCUGGAGUUAAUGUGGUCAUUCAGUUUAUAUUCAACUACAUUUGCUUUCAAAAUUCUUCCUGGAUGCAUCUAUUUGGAAGAUUGACGUGGCCCCAGAUGUCGGAAAUGAUUAUUUCUAACUUCCUUUCAAAGAUUGUUCCCAAUGACGCUUCUAAACUCGCUGACUUCCAAAUCAUUAGACAACUAACGUCUGAGUUUGAGAAAUCUCUUAAAGAAGUUGCAUUCAUCUCCUCUGGCAAAGAUGAGAGGUUGACCAAUUUUGCCGACAAUGUUGAAGUUCACUUUGCAACGAGGAAGAAGGUUGAGAUUUUAGCAACAGUCAGGGAGCUGCUCCAAAAGUCAGAUUUUAAACUUCCAAAGGUGAUUUUACUUCAGGCCUAUUCUAGGGAAAAUGCUGGUUAUAAGAAUGGCGGGAACGUAGACUUGCUUUUUUCGUCUGAGAGGUGUGUCAUAUCCGAAGCAGCUUCUCGGCUAAUGGAAGUUGUGCAUCAAACACUCAAGGAUAUAUGCUUGUCACCUGCAACUGUGGCUUUAGAAUUCUAUCAUGCUGCUAGGGACGCUCUACUAAUGUAUGAAGCUGUUAUUCCUGUCAAGCUAGAACGACAGCUGGAUGGUAUCAACCAGGUUGCUGUUCUAAUUCAUAAUGAUUGCCUAUUCUUGUCACAGGAGAUUCUUGGCCUUCCAUUCCAGUAUCAAUCGGACUUUCCAACUUCCAUGAAGGGAGCUGCGUUUAUUGAUUUGGGUAUAAGAUACAAGUUGAUGGCAGAAGAGAUAUUACUAAGACAAGUGCAGCUUGUGAAACAUAAUUUAAUGGAGGCCAUUGAUGGUGCUGAUGGAUUUCAGAAUACCCACCAACCAAAAAGACGUGAAUCUGCAGAAUUUAGUAUUGAUCAGGUAGCUUUUAUCCUUGAGAAAGUGCGCAUAAUAUGGGAGCCGCUGUUGCUACCCUUGACAUACAAAGGAAGCAUGUGCUCAGUUUUGGAGGCUGUAUGCUCUAGAAUGACGAAAGACAUACUUCUUUUAGAUGACAUUGCAGCAGAUGAAACACUACAGAUCCAAAGGUUAAUUCAUAUGUUGCUGAACAACCUUUCGUCUUUAAUGGAGUCUUUGGUUGCCAUCUAUCAAACAACGAAACCACAGGGCGCAUCAUCAGCCUCUAUUGAUGAUCUCGUACCAUCACUCCCUCGACUUAGGAUAUUGGCAGAUAUGAUGGACAUGCCUCUGAAGUCCAUCACUGCUUCUUGGGAAAAUGGGGAACUGGCCAACUUCGGUUAUACUUCAUCUGAGGUGAGAGACUUGAUCAGUGCAAUAUUUACAGAUUCACCCUUACGGAAAGAAUGCUUGUGGAGAAUCGAAAAUAUCAAGUUUUAAAAGUGUUAUAACUAUCUGAGAAUCUGGCCCACAUUCAACCAACAAUAGAAAAAGUGUAUGUUUUUUCUCCAUUGUAUAUAAUUUAUCCCUUCUGUUGUAUCAUAGUUAAAGAAAAAUUAAUGAUUGUAGCAUCCUUGUUCUAUUUUGGUCACAGUUUAUGACUAAAAUUAUUUGAUUCACCGCCA
Erigeron canadensis is the source of this 2587-nucleotide messenger RNA. Its product is annotated as centromere/kinetochore protein zw10 homolog. The transcript is spliced from 13 exons. The record is from RefSeq and is a predicted model, not a curated record. NCBI's taxonomy places the organism in Eukaryota, Viridiplantae, Streptophyta, Magnoliopsida, Asterales, Asteraceae. Bases 117 to 2402 code for a protein of 761 amino acids. Gene Ontology annotation, cellular component: chromosome, centromeric region; RZZ complex; nucleus. Gene Ontology annotation, biological process: mitotic cell cycle; endoplasmic reticulum to Golgi vesicle-mediated transport; mitotic spindle assembly checkpoint signaling.